AUGGAUGAAAACAAGUUACAUUGUAGGAAGAUUGGAACAUCAUCUCAAAGUAAUGAAUUUAUCAAAACACCAUCACUUCUAACAAAAGGAAAUGGUGGUAAAGUAUCUUUUUCACAACGGGUUUUUAAUUUUAAGAAUAGUAUUAAAAAUUCAGAAAAAGAAAGGAUGGUAAAUUCUGUUACUGAUGGUAAUUUAAAACAAAAAUCAAGAGGUUUUGGUAGUCCAUUUUCAAGAAAAAAAAAUAAGAUGUAUAAUUCAAUGAAUGAUGGUAAUGAAAAAGAAAUAAAGAAUACUAAAUUUUAUUCUAUGGAUGCUAUUAAUGAGGGAACCUGGGAGAGUGAUCCUAAUUUUUUGAUUGAACAACUUAUUUCUAUUAGUGAGGAAACACCAAUUGUUGCAAGAAGUAUUCCAAAAGGAGCACCAAUAGUUGAUAGUAAUUUUGAGGAAAAAUCACGUAGAAAUUGUUUAUUUGAACCAGAAAUUUAUGAUAAAAUGUUGGCUGAUUCAUUGAAAGCAUGUGAUUUACUUAAAGAUCAUCUUAAUGAUUGUGUUGGAACAAUACGUGGAAUGUCACCACAAAGAACAUUAACAAAUAGUACAUACUCUAAAAGUCCAGUAUCCAGUGAUAUUCAUUCAGAACUUAGUUCAAAUUCCUCAAAAUUAUACUAA
This is a messenger RNA of Strongyloides ratti, 669 nucleotides long. RefSeq lists its product as hypothetical. Lineage: Eukaryota; Metazoa; Nematoda; Chromadorea; Rhabditida; Strongyloididae. The record is from RefSeq and is a predicted model, not a curated record. The coding region runs from base 1 to 669 and encodes 222 amino acids. The transcript has 2 exons.